CUUUAAUCGAGUAUCGAGCGUGAGAAGGGUGUAAGGCGGCGGUGUCGCGGAAAAUGCAUUUCCCGGCGGGUGCAAGGCGCAGGCGGUGCGGACGGGCGGGGGGAGGGUGCAUGCGAUGAUGGACAUCGUAUUGAUUUCUAUCUGCCCGCUCCUCCCUUAUUGUGGCGGUGCAGGGCGCGCCAUCGAUCGUUGCACCGACCCUAUGAAAUAACUCGUCGCGAUCUUGGCGGCCGCGAAUGGCCCAACAUUGUUGGACGCAUCCACUACCUAACUGCAGUGCCGUAACGUGUCUACUGACGCAAUAUAAACAAACAAACACGCAAAAGAGAAACGUAAUACUCAGCAAACGAGGCAAGUGUUAGACAAACAAGAGACAAUCAAAGGAAAAGAAGAAUAAAAGAGACCGCGAACGAAGCGGCGCAAGAGAAAAGAGAAGAGAGUAGAUUGAGCUAAAAGUGCGUUUGGUCAGUAAAGUGGCGGCGACAUUGGGCGCACGUUUGGAAUGCGCGGGAGUGGAAUCGUUUAGCGCGCGCGCACGCCCCGAUUCCGCCGUGCCGCCCUCCGAACACCCGGCCAUGGCGACCGAAACUGGCGGCGCCGCGGCCGGCGGCGAGCAGCAAUACUCGCUGCGCUGGAACGACUUCCACUCGGCGAUGGUGUCGUCGUUUCGGCGGCUGCGCGACGAGGAGGACUUCGUGGACGUCACCCUCGCCUGCGCCGGCGCCACCUUCACUGCGCACAAAGUGGUGCUAUCAGCAUGUAGUCCGUACUUCCGAAGGUUAUUGAAGGCGAAUCCAUGUCAACAUCCCAUCGUCAUCUUAAGAGACGUUCACGACAAAGAUAUGGAGAGCUUACUCAGAUUUAUGUACCAGGGGGAAGUGCAUAUCGGUCAGGAGCAAUUAAAGGAGUUCCUCAGGGCCGCGCAACUGCUUCAAGUCAGAGGUCUAACAGAUGUCCCAGCGCCGGCUCCGGUCCCCACGCUUGACCAAAAAGCAUCUCCAUCAGCGUCAUCGUGGACGGAAACGGGUAGCGGGGGCUCGCGAGAGGGACGGGAGCCCCAGCAGCGUGAGGGUAGAAGGUCACGGAGACCCGAAGAAGGAACAGCCAAUACGCCACCUCCGAAGCGGGCACGAUCAUCCGAUUUAUACCAAGCACAACUAAAAACUAGGACAGAACAGCUUCUGGCAGUGCAGGGUGGUAGUCCAGAACGAUUGGGUACAAACGGCCAUGAGUUGCCAUUCUUCAACCAGGUCCUAGACAAUGCACAGAGCCAACAUAUAUCGGCAACCUCCAACAAUUUGUCGGGUGAUGGAGAAGAGUCGUCAUCAGACGCCGGUGCUAGCGAUACUGAAGGAGAAACGAGGGCCAAACAAGAACCUUUGGACUACGACGAUCCAGCCACGAUGGCCAACACUAACGGAGCACUACCGCAUAAUUUCCCCGGACUACUUAAUUUACCAGGCUUCCCAGGACUACCAGGACCGUCAGGAUUACCAGACAAUUACGGCUGCCGAAGAAACCAGGAUUUGUUGAGAGUUAGAGCAACGGACCCGCGACCCUGUCCGAAAUGCGGGAAGAUCUAUCGGUCAGCUCACACUUUGAGGACUCAUCUUGAAGAUAAGCAUACCGUCUGCCCAGGCUACCGGUGCGUGCUGUGCGGCACAGUGGCGAAGUCCCGCAACUCGCUGCAUUCACAUAUGUCGCGGCAACACCGCGGCAUCUCCACCAAGGACCUGCCCGUGCUGCAAAUGCCGACGAGGUUCGACCCGGAACUUGCUAGCCAACUCCUUGCUAAAGCGGGUGUGAAGGUAUCUCCGGAGCAACUACGAGCGCGCGCCUCCCCCACCGGGCCGCGGCGCUCCGACAUCAAGCUGGACGCUAAGUCCGCCGCUUCAGAGAGCAGUUCCGUCUGCGGUGACAAUGAUAACGAUGAUCUCAGCCAGUCCAGAUACCAGGACAGCAUACCGGUGUCACCACCACAUAUAAACAAUUUGGCCAAUACAACCAUCACAAAAGUGCCAGCAGUGCGAGCGGUUACAGCCAAAACCGUGGAAAAUCACCCUCACGGAAUGAGCACGAUUAUGAAACACGAUGACUAUCCACCAGGGUACGGUGGCUCCGCUAUUUUCGACAGCUACAUGCAAUAUUUGGGCGAAAAUAUCUUCGGAAUGAACGCGGCAAAAUUAGCGCAAAUGACGUCAAUGCAUAUGGACAGAAAAACAUACGACGAGCCCUCCCCACAAAUGGGAUCACUGCCGCCAAAUCCGACUAGCCUUGUUCACCAGCGUUAUCUGAAGCAAAUACAAAGGCAGUACACCGACUCUAUGAACAAACCGGACAUCAUGCGCAACUCUGAUGAACCGCUGGACCUAGGGAAGGAGAGGCAAAGGAACGAUAGUAUUAGCGAAAUGGACAGCGAUAAGCAAGAGAUGACAGAUAAGGAGAACAGCAAAGAUUUUCAAGACGACGACAGGAACAGAGUGAACAGUUCCGAGCAGGAACAGGAGCACAGCGGUCAGGAAGAAGGCGACUACUCCGACGACGAACAGAAGAACGCGUCUUCAUGAAAUGACCGUGCGCUU
Molecule: messenger RNA, 2582 nt
Organism: Galleria mellonella (greater wax moth)
Lineage: Eukaryota; Metazoa; Arthropoda; Insecta; Lepidoptera; Pyralidae
Gene: ab
Product: protein abrupt
Exons: 14
Coding region: 576-2567 (663 amino acids)
Biological process (GO): regulation of transcription by RNA polymerase II
Cellular component (GO): nucleus
Molecular function (GO): protein binding
Source: RefSeq, a predicted model, not a curated record